GGAGUGCGCCGUCCAGCUUAUCUGGGGACCCUCUUCCCUUCUUGCUCUUCUCUGUCCUCGGGGUUCGCGGUCCGCGGGGUCCGGGAACGCCUCGGGUGGGCCCGGCCCCGCCCCCGCCCCGCCCCCGCCCCGCCUCCUGCCUGCAAGGCCAGGAAGCGAAGAAGGAACCGCCGGGGGCCAUGGACGGGGCCAUGGACGGGGCCGUGAUGGAAGGGCCGCUCUUUUUGCAGAGUCAGCGUUUCGGUACCAAGAGGUGGAGGAAGACCUGGGCCGUGCUCUACCCGGCCAGCCCCCACGGCGUAGCGCGCCUCGAGUUCUUCGAUCACAAGGGGCCGAGCUCUGGAGGGGGCCGAGGGAGCUCGCGCCGCCUGGACUGCAAGGUGAUCCGUCUGGCCGAGUGUGUGAGCGUGGUGCCCGUGGCCGUGGAGAGCCCCCCUGAGCCGGGAGCCGCCGCCUUCCGCCUGGACACCGCGCAGCGCUCGCACCUGCUGGCGGCCGACGCGCCGUCCAGCGCCGCCUGGGUGCAAACGCUGUGCCUAAAUGCCUUUCCGAAAGGCAGCUGGGGUCUGGCGCCUGCGGAGAACCCACCCAAGCUUUCUGCCCUGGAGAUGCUGGAGAACUCGCUGUAUAGCCCCACCUGGGAAGGAUCCCAGUUCUGGGUCACCGUGCAGAGGACGGAAGCCGCUGAGCGCUGCGGCCUGCAUGGCUCCUAUGUGCUUCGGGUGGAGGCUGAGAAGCUGACUCUCCUGACUGUGGGAACUCAGAAUCAGAUACUCGAGCCAGUCCUUUCCUGGCCCUACACUCUGUUGCGUCGCUAUGGCCGAGACAAGGUCAUGUUCUCCUUUGAGGCUGGUCGGCGCUGCCCCUCUGGCCCUGGAAACUUCACCUUCCAGACGGCACAGGGAAAUGACAUUUUCCAGGCAGUGGAGACUGCUAUCCACCGGCAGAAGGCCCAGGGCAAGGCUGGUCAGGGGCAGGAUGUUCUUAGAGCUGAUUCCCGUGAAGAAGUGGCGGAGGGGAAGCUGGCUUCCCACCCUGGGGCCCAGGAGCUCCCCGACAGCCCUCCGGCUCUGUAUGCUGAACCCUUAGACUCUCUGCGCAUUCCUCCAGGUCCUUCCCAGGACUCCCUAUACUCAGACCCUUUGGACAGCACCCCUGCUCAGGCCGGGGAGAAGGUACAGUUAGAGAAAACUCUCUAUUGCGACUUGUAUGAGCAUGUGCAGCAGCAGCUGAUGAAGGCCAAGCUGACGGACCCCAAGGAGGACCCCAUCUAUGAUGAACCGGAGGGCCUGGGGCCAGCUCCGGUCCGGGGCCUUUAUGACCUGCCGCAGGAGCCCAAGGAUGCAUGGUGGUGCCAGGCUCGAGCGAAGGAGGAGGGCUACGAGCUCCCCUACAACCCUGCCACCGAUGACUACGCCGUGCCUCCCCCUCGGAGCACAAAGCCCGUCCCAGCUCCCAAGCCCCAGCGCCUGGCCUUCCCUGAACCUGGUACAACUGGCAGUGGCAGCAAAGGCCACAGCUCAGACACUGCCCUGUACAGCCAGGUCCAGAAGAGCCGGUCCUCAGGGAACUGGGACUGUGGGCUCUCUAGCGUAGGGGUUGACAGGACUGGGGUCAAGUCAGAGGGCUCCACAUGAGAAGUAGGGUGAGGCUGGGUGGGGUUGCUGAUGGGAGGAGAAUGGAGAGGUGGCAUUGGGGGCAUCAAAGAAACCUGUUAGCACCAGUGGGACCCAGAGGACUGGAGGGGCCUGUGUGAGACUAGAGGACCAGACGAAUCAGGGGAGUCAAGGGAAGAAUGAUUAAUCCCCAGAAGUCCUGGAAGUGAGACAGAUGACAGGGGCUCAGGGAUGGUACCUGGGGAGGCCAGCAUCUCUAAGUCAUCUCCCCAAAAGAAUGGACAGUUGCUGGACCAGGUCUAUGGAUUAGAGUGGGUACAGUUGGAGGGGCCUGCAUGGAGGCUUUCGGAAGAUGCUGGACUGCCUGGAUCCUUUCCCCUGUAUUCCUCAC
Molecule: messenger RNA, 2007 nt
Organism: Eptesicus fuscus (big brown bat)
Lineage: Eukaryota; Metazoa; Chordata; Mammalia; Chiroptera; Vespertilionidae
Gene: DOK1
Product: docking protein 1
Exons: 5
Coding region: 180-1637 (485 amino acids)
Biological process (GO): positive regulation of MAPK cascade; cell surface receptor protein tyrosine kinase signaling pathway
Cellular component (GO): cytoplasm
Source: RefSeq, a predicted model, not a curated record